Messenger RNA from Leptinotarsa decemlineata (Colorado potato beetle), 1646 nucleotides. RefSeq names its product transketolase-like. The record is from RefSeq and is a predicted model, not a curated record. Lineage: Eukaryota; Metazoa; Arthropoda; Insecta; Coleoptera; Chrysomelidae.
AGAGCAACUUGUUGAUCCCCGCGCCUCCAGUAUUGCCAGUUUGAAACGGGCGAGGCAAGGUUCCCCCGGCAUUUCACACCGACGAUCAAAAAUUUGCCGAAAUCAUGUCGAACUAUCACAAACCGGAAGCCAAAGUGGUGCAAGAACUCAAAGAUAUUGCCAACAAAAUCAGAAUACAUUCGAUCACUUCGACUCAAACUGCUAAAUCUGGUCACCCAACGUCAUGCUCUUCCAUAGCAGAAAUCCUUUCUGUUCUUUUCUUCAACACGAUGCGCUACAAAGUUCACGCUCCAAAGGACCCGUCAAGUGACAGAUUCGUUCUGUCGAAAGGACAUGCUGCUCCUGCUCUUUACGCUGCCUGGGCAGAAGCUGGUCUGUUCCCCAUUUCAGACUUGCAAAACUUGAGAAAACUCGACUCCGAUCUUGAAGGCCACCCAACUCCUAGGCUCAACUUUAUCGAUGUCGGCACUGGUUCUCUUGGACAAGGUCUUGCCAUCGCAGGAGGAAUGGCAUAUGUGGGCAAAAAUUAUGACAAAGCUAACUACAGAGUUUUCUGCCUUGUCGGAGAUGGUGAGAGUGCAGAGGGAUCUAUCUGGGAAUCGAUUCACUUUGCCAGCUACUACAAAUUGGAUAAUUUAGUAGUAAUUUUUGAUGUAAACCGUCUAGGACAAAGUCAGGAAACAUCUUUGGGACACGAUGUUGAAUCCUACCGGAGACGCUUGGAGGCUUUUGGAAUGCACGCUAUCGUCGUAGAUGGACACGACGUCGAAGAACUAGUAAAAGCUUUCCACACCGCAGCUAACACCAAGGGUAAACCAACAGCUAUAGUUGCAAAAACUUUCAAGGGGAAAAAUUUCCCUAAAAUCGAAAACUUGGACAACUGGCACGGAAAACCUUUGGGAGACAAUUCCGAUAGAGUGGUUCAGUAUCUGAAAACGCUCAUCAAAAACAACGGACCUCUGCAAGUUCAUCCACAAAAACCGCUUAAAGAUGAUGCUCCAAUUGUUGAUAUCACGAAUAUCAAGUUAUCUUCACCUCCAAAGUAUAAGCUGGGUGAAUCUCUUGCAACCAGGGUAGCAUACGGAAAUGCCCUCGUGAAAAUCGCCGAAAACAAUCCCAGAGUUAUCGCAUUAGACGGAGAUAUGAAGAACUCCACAUUCUCUGAAAACCUGAAGAAAUAUGAUGCUUCCAGGUAUAUCGAGUGCUUCAUAGCUGAACAAAGUCUUGUUGGUACGGCAAUCGGAGCAGCAUGCAGAGAUCGUACUGUUCCAUUUGUAUCAACCUUUGCAACAUUCUUCACAAGAGCAUUUGACCAGAUUCGUAUGGGUGCUAUUUCUCAAACAAAUGUUAACUUUGUUGGAUCACAUUGUGGGGCUAGCAUAGGCGAAGAUGGACCAAGUCAGAUGGGUCUUGAAGAUUUGGCAAUGUUCAGAUCCAUUCCUGGAAGCACAAUAUUCUAUCCAAGCGAAGCAGUUUCAGCAGAGCGAGCCGUAGAACUGGCAGCGAACACCAAAGGCAUCACAUUCAUUAGAAUUAACAGGCCCAAUACUCCUGUUAUCUAUGCAAAUGAUCAUGUAUUUGCUGUAAGUAGUGUAUCACAUGUUUUUUGUUGAUUAGAAAAAUGCAUGAAUCAGUACCUAUACAAA